UAGUUCCCUAGUUAUUUUACUUCUCCAAUAUUUUAUUUUGUUUAUAGUUCCCCACUGCCCAGUACACCUUUACAAAAUAUGGCUUUAGAAGCCAUUUGCGGCAUGAAUAGAAUGCCCUUUAUGAGGCGCUUCGAUGACUUGCAAUCCGAAUGGCAGCAGGAGCAACUGCGCGAGGCCACCAGUAACUUUGACAAUCCCUAUGCCCUGAUGGCGCCACCCUUUGAAAGACCCGCUGAGAAUCUGCCAAAGAUCCUGGCCCACUGUGGAAUUCGCAUGGAUUUCGACCAUGGCACCACCACCUUGGGCUUCAAGUACCGCGGAGGAGUGAUCCUCUGUGCGGACUCGAGGGCUACCUCUGGCCAGUACAUUGGUUCCCAGACGAUGAAGAAAAUUGUGGAGCUGAAUGACUAUAUGCUGGGCACUUUGGCCGGCGGAGCUGCCGACUGCGUUUACUGGGAUCGGGUUUUGGCCAAGGAGUGCCGGCUGCACCAACUUCGCUAUCGGAAACGCAUGACUGUGGACACGGCUGCCCGGAUUAUCUGCAAUGUAUCCACGGAGUACAAGGGCAUGGGUCUGGUGAUGGGCAUGAUGUUGGCCGGCUUCGAUGACGAGGGUCCCAAGUUGAUUUACGUGGACUCGGAGGGCAUGAGGUCACACGGUCAGGUCUUCUCCGUGGGCAGUGGGUCCCCCUAUGCCCUUGGGGUUCUGGACACCGGGUAUCGUCACGAUCUCAGCGAUCAGGAGGCCUACGAUCUGGCCAGACGAGCGAUAUACCAUGCCACUAGUAAAGAUGCCUAUUCAGGGGGGAUUGUCCGCCUUUACCACAUCAAUUCGACGGGCUGGCGGAACAUCUGCAACACGGAUUGCUCCGAGCUGCAUGACUCAUACUGUGGAACGGGUCACCAGGAUAAAAGGAAAGAUCCCAAGGAUAGCCCUGAUAAAGAUUUGCCCUGCUCCACUGGAUGGACCAAGAGGAAACUCACCGAAGACAAUGUCCAGACUAAAUUGGAAACGGUAUAAUCAAAGGUUGUUGUUUCAAAAUUUUCUGUAAUAGUAAUUCUUGUUGUUAUAUCUACGUACAAAAUUGGGUAAUCGUGAGAUUAUAACUUUAUUUAUAAAAUGAAGUUACCUGUGGAAUUUGGCCUUAUAAAAAUAAACAGAAUAGAACCAUA
Drosophila biarmipes is the source of this 1172-nucleotide messenger RNA. RefSeq names its product proteasome subunit beta type-5 (gene Prosbeta5R1). Gene Ontology annotation, cellular component: proteasome core complex. Lineage: Eukaryota; Metazoa; Arthropoda; Insecta; Diptera; Drosophilidae. Gene Ontology annotation, molecular function: threonine-type endopeptidase activity. The transcript has 2 exons. The record is from RefSeq and is a predicted model, not a curated record. Bases 79 to 1020 code for a protein of 313 amino acids.